This is a messenger RNA of Exophiala oligosperma, 1167 nucleotides long. RefSeq lists its product as uncharacterized. Lineage: Eukaryota; Fungi; Ascomycota; Eurotiomycetes; Chaetothyriales; Herpotrichiellaceae. The transcript is spliced from 6 exons. The coding region runs from base 1 to 1167 and encodes 388 amino acids. The record is from RefSeq and is a predicted model, not a curated record.
AUGGAAGUUUUGGAUGUAGCGUUGUCAAGCACAGGAGAGUUGACUGGGCCCUCUCUUGGGUUCACCACGACGUCAAUGCUUGUCAAAAGUCAUGCUCCAGCUUUGAGAGUAAUAUUUGCACCUCUUGACUAUCCAAAUGCCGGCACAUCAAGUACUCUCAUGGCACUGGCCGAACAUUUCUCCAUCCCAACGACGUUCUGGUAUGAAAGAGUGCAAAGUGUGACCCAUUCUUUUGGACAUGAAGAACUUGACAACGGUGCAUUCCAAUCAUGGUUUCAUUUUCUGUGCAAAGCUAUCGAGCCCAAGCAUGACAACAUCUUGUGGCUGAGAAGUGCAUACUUUCUGCGUCGCGAUAAAUAUGGACUUUUGACCUUGAUCUGUUUCGGUUCUUCAAAAACCUUGGCUGAGAGGUUCGAGGGUUUGCCACAGAUUGUCUGGAGGACUGUUUUCGCUAAUCCUCUCGAUUUGUUCAAUGUUGUACUAGCAGACUUGCAUCGCCAGGUCGACGAGCAACUGUGGACAUUGAAUCGAUACGUUGGAGACUGUGAGAGAUAUGCCAUCGAUUCCACGGUGGUUACAAGUGACUUUGAUCAAAACUGGGUGGAUCUCCACUACAUCGCAAAGAACAUCAUACACGUCAAGGAAGCGGUCGAUGCCAUCUUGCGGACUAUCUCACACAUUGUCAGAGCGCAGACUCAAUGUGGAGGUGCAGGUUCGGUUGAAGCACGAAGGACAAUAUCAGGCCUUCAUUACUCGGAAAGUCUCUUUGAGUCAGUAGACCUGAGAGCCAUCAGCAUGGAGAAAAGGAUGCAGAAUGUGAUCAACCUCAGCUUCAAUCUUGUGGCACAAAAAGACAGUAGCAGGAUCAAAACUGAAAGCAGUUCGAUGCAUACGAUUGCUUUGACAACUUUGAUCUUUCUUCCCAUAUCCACUGUCGCAACGAUUUUCGGCAGCGCAUUUUUCAACUUCGGUGGAAAUGAACGAGGGGAUAUGAGCCUGUCAAAGCAUUUCUGGGUCUUUUGGGUCAUCAGUGUACCUUUGACCGUUGCGGUCUUGACAAUUUGGAUCUACUUUCAUCCAUCGAACCUGUGGCGUUGGCCUGGUCUGAAAAGAACACGGAAGUCUGACAGAGAAGCAUACCAGAUGCUUGACUUGCCCGGGAAGUGA